AUGUUUCCAAAAAGUGAACAAGACAAUGAUGAUGAUGUCGAGGGUGAAACAUUAUAUUAUAAAGAAGCUGGAAUGUUAUUAGAUCAUAUUGAAAUUUUUAUGAAUUUGAUAGUAAAAGGAAAUUACAAAGAAGCAUCUUAUGUAGCCGCGUGUAGUCCGAAAGGAGUUUUAAGAAAUAUGGAAACAUUACUGAAGUUUAAAGCACUUAAACAGUCAUUCAAUGAGGAUAUCAGUCCAUGGCUUUGCCAUUGUAAAGUAUUAGCUGAAACAGCUCGGGAAGCACCAUUUAUACCAAAUAUGAUCAUAUCAUUAGAAUGUGCUAAAGCAGCACGUAGUAAAAACCAUAUUAAAUUUCUUUAUAAAUGGAUCGCGGGAGAAAGAUUGACGUGUUUCGAUGAAAUGGCACAGCUUGCUGAACGAUUAAAUACUGUUGAUUUAGCUGAAUUUAUCUAUCGUAAAGCUAAUGGUCAUUAUGAAGUCGCUUCGUAUCUUUUACAAGCAGAUAAAUUGAUCGGUUCGAUCUCUCAUAAGAUAUGA
This is a messenger RNA of Rotaria socialis, 537 nucleotides long. Lineage: Eukaryota; Metazoa; Rotifera; Eurotatoria; Philodinida; Philodinidae. The record is from the annotation of a GenBank genome assembly.